Messenger RNA from Daphnia carinata, 636 nucleotides. It is a transcript of the gene Dtd, whose product is annotated as D-aminoacyl-tRNA deacylase-like. The transcript is spliced from 4 exons. Lineage: Eukaryota; Metazoa; Arthropoda; Branchiopoda; Diplostraca; Daphniidae. Gene Ontology annotation, cellular component: cytoplasm. The record is from RefSeq and is a predicted model, not a curated record. Gene Ontology annotation, biological process: tRNA metabolic process. Gene Ontology annotation, molecular function: D-tyrosyl-tRNA(Tyr) deacylase activity. The coding region runs from base 104 to 595 and encodes 163 amino acids.
UAACAAAUAUCCGAUCACAGCGUAGAUAUCCAGAAGAACAGAAAAUCAACAGUGACAAGCAGCUGAUCAUACUUCGUGCCCAUACUUGCUGAAACUACGUCCGAUGAAAGCUAUAUUGCAACGAGUACUGAAUGCUAAAGUAGUUGUAGAUGGAAUUGAAGCCAGCUCCAUACAGAAAGGUGUGCUUGUAUUUGUUGGGCUCGCUGUUACUGACACAGAGGAGGAUGCAGAAUACAUAGCAAGAAAAAUUUUAAAUAUACGUCUCUUUGAGGAUGAAAAUCAAAAGAGAUGGGCUAAAAGCACAGCUGAUCUCAAUCUUGAGAUUUUAUGUGUUAGUCAGUUUACAUUGUAUCACAAGCUAAAGGGGAACAAGCCAGAUUUUCGCCAAGCUAUGAGCUCAAAAGAGUCAAAAGUUCUCUAUGGCCGGCUAUUGUCAAUUUUACAGACCAGUUAUAAUCCUUCAUUGAUUAAAGAUGGUGUUUUUGGAGCACAUAUGUGUGUAAUGUUGGAAAAUGACGGUCCGGUAACCUUGGAAAUUGAUUCAAAUCACAAAUCCUCUAGCAAUACUCUGCCAUCUCAAGUGAAAGCGGACUGAUCUUGAUUCUUUGAAAUCGUCCCGUAUUCCGUGAGCUUCUG